AUGCCUACCGUCUCUGUUUUAAAGCAACAAUUGUUCGAUCUUUUAGGUAAGAACUACACCAAUGAAGAAUUCGAUGAACUAUGUUUCGAAUUUGGUAUCGAAUUGGAUGAAGACACUACCGAAGAAGCCUUAAAGAAUAAUGAAGAACCACAAUUGAAGAUUGAAAUUGGUGCGAACCGUUAUGAUCUAUUAUGUAUUGAAGGUAUCGCCCAAUCCUUGAAUGAAUAUCUAGGUAGAGCUGAAUCUCCAAAAUACAAAUUGACUGCUCCUACCACUAAGUUGAUUGUUGACCCUACCGUUGCCCAAAUAAGACCAUACUGUGCCUCCGCAAUCUUAAGGAAUAUUAAAUUUGAUGCAAAGUCAUAUGCUUCUUUUAUUGCUCUGCAAGAUAAAUUACAUUCUAAUUUAUGUAGAAACAGAUCUUUGGUUGCUAUGGGUACUCAUGAUUUGGAUACUAUGCAAUUGCCAGUUCAUUACCGCGCUUUGCCACCAAAGGACAUCAAGUUUGUUCCAUUGAAUCAAACUAAAGAAUUUAAUGGUGAAGAACUUAUUGAGUUCUACAACCAACCAGAACAAAAGAGUAACAUUGGUCGUUUCACUCACAUUAUCGAAGAUUCUCCUGUGUUCCCAGUUAUUAUGGAUGACAAUGAUGUUGUUUGUUCUUUACCACCAUUGAUCAAUUCUGAACAUACUAAAAUCUCUAUGGAUACACGUAAUAUCUUCAUUGAUAUUACUGCUACUGAUAAGACUAAGGCUGAAAUUGUUGUUAAUAUGUUAGUUUCUAUGUUUUCUCGUUAUUGUGAUGAACCAUUCACUGUCGAACCAGUUACGAUCGAAUCCGAUCACAAUGGGGAAUCUCGUGUAUGCCCAGAUAUCUCCGAGAGAGUCAUGGAUGUUUCCAUUAAAUACAUUAACUCAUGUUUAGGUUUAGAACAAACUCCAGAAGAAAUUGCUGCUUGUUUAAAAAAAAUGUCUUUAAAGGCUGUCUCCAGCACUGAAAAUAAGGAUGUUAUGCAUGUCUCUAUCCCAAUUACCAGACCAGAUAUCUUACAUCGAUGUGAUAUCAUGGAGGAUGCAGCUGUUGGUUAUGGUUAUAAUAACUUGCCAAAGGGUGAAAAAUUAUCAAAUGCUAAUUUCAUCUCAACUCCAUUACCAAUUAAUAAAGUAUCUGAUAUCUUCAGAGCUGCUUCUGCUCAGGCCUCUUGGGUUGAAGUUUUGCCAUUAACUUUAUGUUCACACGAUGAGAAUUUCAAAUUCAUAAGAGUUGAAGAUGACGGUACCAAGGUUGUACAGUUAGCUAACCCAAAGACUUUAGAAUAUCAAGUCGUUAGAACUACUUUAUUACCAGGUAUUUUAAAGACUGUAAAGGAAAACAGAAAACAUUCGCUUCCUAUCAAGUUAUUCGAAACUGGCGAUGUUGUUUUCAAGAACGAACAAUUAGAAAGAAAGGCAUACAAUGAACGUCAUUGGGGUGCUAUUUAUGUUGGUAAGAACUCUGGUUUUGAAAUUAUUCAAGGUUUAUUAGGUAAAAUAAUGCAGACAUUCAGAACAAAUUGGUUAAUUGACUAUGGCGUUAGUUCUUCUGGUAGAGGUUACUGGAUUGAAGAAGACAAAAGUUUAACCACAUACUUUGAAGGUAGAGGUGCUAGAAUUAUGUUCAGAAGCAAAGAAGGUGAACAAGCUCAACAAAUCGGUCAUUUAGGUGUUUUGCAUCCAGAAGUUAUGAACAAUUUUGAUAUUCCUCAUGCUGCUUCUUACGUUGAGAUAAAUGCCGAAGUCUUUUUGUAA
This is a messenger RNA of Tetrapisispora phaffii CBS 4417, 1788 nucleotides long. It is a transcript of the gene FRS1, whose product is annotated as phenylalanine--tRNA ligase subunit beta. Bases 1 to 1788 code for a protein of 595 amino acids. Gene Ontology annotation, biological process: phenylalanyl-tRNA aminoacylation. Gene Ontology annotation, molecular function: ATP binding; RNA binding; magnesium ion binding. The record is from RefSeq and is a predicted model, not a curated record. Lineage: Eukaryota; Fungi; Ascomycota; Saccharomycetes; Saccharomycetales; Saccharomycetaceae. The transcript has a single exon. Gene Ontology annotation, cellular component: cytoplasm; phenylalanine-tRNA ligase complex.